AUGGACGGGAAUAUUACUUCACGACAAAGGAAGAAUUCCUCGACCUUCGUUAAGGCAGUCAAGGACAUCGCGGGAAAAGGGAAAAUAUGUAUUUUGGAUAUCGAGAUGGAGGGUGUCAAACAAGUCAAGCGCACAGAUUUGAAUGCUCGGUUCUUGUUCCUGGCGCCGCCGUCGCUGGAAGAAUUGGAACGAAGACUUCGUGGCCGAGGCACAGAAACGGAGGAUAGCAUGAACAAGAGAUUAGCGCAGGCGAAGAAUGAGUUGGAGUAUGCCAAACAGCCUGGUGCACAUGACAAGAUCGUUGUCAACGACGAUCUGGAUCGGGCCUAUGCAGAAAUGCGGGAUUGGAUUGUGGAUGGUGGGAAGUUUGGAGCGACCGCAUAA
This is a messenger RNA of Rasamsonia emersonii CBS 393.64, 384 nucleotides long. Its product is annotated as Guanylate kinase. NCBI's taxonomy places the organism in Eukaryota, Fungi, Ascomycota, Eurotiomycetes, Eurotiales, Trichocomaceae. The coding region runs from base 1 to 384 and encodes 127 amino acids. The transcript is spliced from 3 exons. The record is from RefSeq and is a predicted model, not a curated record. Gene Ontology annotation, cellular component: cytosol. Gene Ontology annotation, molecular function: GMP kinase activity.